CUGUCGCUUCUCCGUCUGGGCACAUGCCCGGCACGGACCCGAGGGAGGGAGCUGAGGGUGGGGGAGGACACUGGCCUCCGCGCCCUCCGGGCAACGCGGCCGGAGGGCGGGCUGAACCUGGGUCUUGGUCCUAAAAGCUAUUCGCGGCCUCUCGGACGGAGUCCUGGGCGGCGUUUGCGCGAGCGGAGCCAGUCCCGAAGGUGGCUUUGAGCCCCUUCUCCGUCGGCGUUUUGGUUCUGAACACUGUACUAGACGAGGGUAAAGGGCACAUCGGAGCGCGGGGUCAGGUGCGGAGACCGGGACGGGGCGCCUGAGACUCAGGGAUGCCGGGAACGCGGCCCCUCGUGUUCCGCUCUUUCUUCGCGUGACGGUGCCCUGCCGGUGCGGGGAACUGAAGAACCUAAGCCUGGGCCCUGUUAACAUCCCACAGCUCCGGACACAGGCCUGGGCCUUGUUGACAUUGCGCAGGGCCGGUGUAAAGCAAUCAGCCCGGUGCCCAAGUCUCCGGCCGCAGCUCCCUUUCCUAGAAGAACGAAGUUAGCUGCUAAGGGGGACUGAGAUGCUGCAAGGUUACCCAUCUAAUUGCCUUUCUGGCACCGACAUAAGCUGCCUGCUUUAAGUUAGACGAUAUGAACCUUACUUAACAAAUCAUUAUUGUUAACUUAAACACUCUCACUAGUUAAGGUUUGAAGUAUUUUAACUGUCCCUUUGUUUUUACACCCCUGUUUAUGCAUGCGCACCCCUUCCCAACCUGAAUGUAAGUUUGUCUUUAUAAACACGGUCCGUUUCUUUGUUCGGGGCUUCACACUCAAGCCGCUUUUAGGCAGUGUGGCCUGUAAUAAAGACUCCUAAUUUGUUUCUUCUCGGUUGGAGUGGUCUCUGUUCUUUCUUGGUGCAGCAAAACCACCUCUGAGGAACGUGGGCUGGAGGACCUUCUCGCCAAGGUACCAAGGGGUUCGUGCUUUGAAGCCCUCAGGCCUGUGUGUGUCUCCUGGGACGCCCUCCCGGACCUUGGUUGUAACAGCUGUUUUCCAUCACUGCGCUUUUACAGUCAGCUCCAAUGUAACUGUCGCAGUGUAGCAUAUGCACAGAGGCGAUGAGGAGGUUUUUGUUACUCUAUGCUACACAGCAAGGACAGGCAAAGGCCAUAGCAGAAGAAAUAUGUGAAAAAGCAGAUGCACAUGGUUUUUCUGCAGACCUCCACUGUAUCAGUGAGUCGGACAAGUACGAUCUGAGGACGGAAGCGGCGCCUCUUGUGGUGGUGGUUUCCACCACGGGCAACGGAGACCCACCCGACACAGCCCGCAAGUUCGUUAAAGCCAUACAGGACAAGACGCUGCCUGGCGACCUCCUUGCUCACCUGCGGGUCCAUGCGACGCCUUCCUGUGUACUAACGGCCUGUUUGGGCUCUUUAGGUCUGGGUGACUCAGAGUACACGUACUUCUGUAAUGGGGGGAAAAUAAUCGAUAAACGACUUCAGGAGCUCGGGGCCCAGCAUUUCUAUGACACUGGCCACGCGGAUGACUGUGUUGGCUUGGAACUUGUGGUUGAGCCAUGGAUUAAUGGACUCUGGGCCGCCCUCGAAAAGCAUUUUGCGUCACGUAGAGGAAACGAGAUGAACGGCGCCGUUGCUAUGGCAUCUAACCCCUCCCUGAGUUCGGAGCCCGUCACACCGGAAGUAUCACACAUUGACUCACAGGUCGGACUUCUGAGAUUGGAUGAUUCGGGAAGACGGGAUUCUGAGGUUUCGGAGCAAAACGUCGUGAACAGAGGUCCCUCGAGUGUUUGGAUCGCAGGCUUUGAGUCCUCACUUACCCAGUCAGCACCCCCACUUUCACAAGCCUCUCUGAAUAUUCCAGCUUCACCACCAGAGUAUUUACAGGUGGAUCUGCAGGAGGCCCUGGGCCAGGAGGAGAGCCACGCACCUGUGACUUCAGUGGAUCCCGUUUUUCAUGUUCCCGUUUCAAAGGCAGUUCAGCUGACGACAAACGAUGCCGUAAAAACCACUCUUCUGAUAGAACUGGACAUUUCACAAACAGAUUUUUCCUACCAGCCUGGAGAUGCCUUCAGCGUGAUCUGUCCCAACAGUGACUCUGAGGUGGAACGCUUACUGCAAAGGCUGCAGCUCGCAGACAGGCGAGAACACCGUGUCUUCUUGAAGAUUAAGGCGGACACAAAGAAGAAAGGAGCGGCCUUGCCCCAGCACGUACCCGAGGGGCGUUCUCUCCAGUUCCUUUUCACCUGGUGCCUCGAGAUACGAGCAGUUCCUAAAAAGGCCUUCCUGCGAGCCCUGGCCGAGCACAGCAGCGACGGCGCCGAGAGGCGGAGGCUGCAGGAGCUGUGCAGCCGCCAGGGGACAGCCGACUACAACCGCCUGGUCAGAGACGCCCGGGCCUGCCUGCUCGACCUCCUCCUGGCCUUCCCGUCCUGCCAGCCUCCGCUUGGCCUCCUGCUCGAGCAUCUUCCUAAGCUCCAGCCCAGACCGUAUUCAUGUGCAAGCUCAAGUCUGUUUCACCCAGGGAAGCUUCAUUUCAUUUUUAACAUCGUGGAGUUUUCGUCUCACACCACAGCCAAGGUCCUGCGGAGAGGCGUGUGCACGGGCUGGCUGGCCACGUUGGUGGAACCAAUUCUCCAGCCAAACGCGCGUGCAGAUGGCGAGAAAGCCCCGGCGCCCAAGAUAUACAUCGCUCCUCGAACAGCAAACUCUUUCCACUUACCCGGUGAGCCCUCGGCCCCCGUCAUCAUGGUGGGUCCAGGAACUGGCAUCGCCCCCUUCAUUGGUUUCCUGCAACAUAGGGAGAAGCUCCAGGAACACCACCCGGCUGGCCACUUUGGAGCGACGUGGCUGUUUUUUGGCUGCCGACACAAGGACAGGGAUUACUUAUUCAGGGACGAGCUCAGGCAUUUCCUCAAGUGUGGAAUUCUGACUCACUUGAAAGUCUCCUGCUCGAGAGAGGCUCCUGCCGGGGAGGAGGAGGAGGCCCCCGCCAAGUACGUGCAGGACAGCAUCCAGCGGCACGGCCAGCAGGUGGCGAGGGCCCUUCUCCAGGAGCGGGGUUACGUCUACGUCUGUGGAAAAAGAAAUACUGGCGUGACUUCAGCCAGAAAAAACUGCUUUGGGCAGAAAGGGCAGAGCUGCUGGGCGUUGUUUGUCUACACUUUGGCUUCGCUCUUCACUUUGUUUGUAGAGGACAGUGUCUCAAGAGAUGCUAAGAAUAUGGCCAAGGAUGUCAAUGAUACCCUGGUGGACAUAAUAAGCAAAGAGGUUGGAGGUGGAAAACUAGAAGCAAUGAAAAUGUUGGCUACUUUAAAAGAGGAAAAACGUUAUCUUCAGGAUAUUUGGUGAUGAAAUUGGAAAGUAAAUGAAGGGAAUUUGGCUUUUGUGGCUAAAAGUACUAAAAGACUACUGAAGCUUGAGACUUUUCAAUUUUUAAAAAUUAAAAAAAAUUUACAUUUCUUAGAGGAGGUGCAGGGGAUUGAAUCAGCUAUUUAACAAAAUAGCGAAUUUUCGACUCAGUUUUCCAGCUCUCACCCCACCCCCACCCCUCUCCACAUUGCAGCCCUCCCUCCCCGCCUGCACCUCUCAGGCCACCCCCGCCUCCUGGGGAACUUUGGCAGGGACAGGCUCAGGCUGCAGGCCUCCUGCUGUGUGUGUGCGGGCUUCCCAUCCACUGGGGAGGUACGUCAUCUGGCAGCUUGUUGCCAGUAUUUUUUAAUAAUCUAAAAAUAAUGUAUAUUCUUAUAUAAAAUGUAUCAUAAGGAAUAUUCAUUAAUUUAGUGUAUUGAAAUUACCUAUGUACAGUUUAUCUGAUUACAUGUUUAUAUCAUUUUAUCAAAUGGUUAUUACCAAAACUUUCUGAUAAAAAAUAUUUUAAUAUAAUGCUUAUAAUGAUUUUUUUGAAUGCUAGAAAUGUGAAGUAUAUUUUGAAGUUCCACUCUGGCACAUGAUUUGUAUGUACCACAGUUAUUUCUUUUUAUAUCACGAUUCCAGAAUUUAGGGACAGUUUCUUAGCCACGCACACAGCAUGUGGAAGUUCCUGGGCCAGGGAUCCACCCCACGCCACAGCGGUGCCUAUGCUAGAUCCUGAAUGCGCCGAGCCACGAGGCGUUCCAGAACUUAGGGAAAUUUGCAUUCGGUUUAUAGAUGCAAAGCAAGUGUGUAUUUUAGUAAAGCUACCGUCUUUUUUUCCCUGCCUUUUCAUUUCUGCUCCUGCUGGUACAUUUUUUAGUUUUCUCGCAUGAUUUAUGUUACCUCCAUGUAUCACACAAGAUGUAACCUGGGCUUAAGAUACCUCCUUAGUAUCCUUGGAUUUUGUAUCUUCCUGCCAUUGUCCGUGUAGUUAUGUCUGUCAGAUUUGAAUGGUCACGUCCCGACCUCAGGCGUGUUGCGGGAGGCGGUGGGGCCUUGUGGGGUGCGGAGGGCAGAAGCGACGCCCUCGGGAGUGGGAUCGGUGCCGUUGCCUCGAGAGGCCCUGCAGAGCUCCCGGCCCCAUCUGCUCCGCGAGGACACGGCGAGAAGUCGGCAGUCCACGAGCGCGGAGGCCUUCCCCAGAACCCGACGACGCUGGCCCCUGGUCCGAAGGUCCAGCUUCCAGAGCUGUGAGCAGGUUCUGUUGGUCACAGGCCACCCGAUGGUACUGGGACAGCAGCGUGAAUGGCCUGAGACAAUUCCCGAUGGCACGUUCUCCCUUCACACUUGUCAGAGGAGACGACAAGGUGUAAAAGGGUAUGAAAAGUUUUCUCCUGGGCUCGAGCACAUGUGUGUAUUAGAGAUUGGCAUUUAAAAGAAAAUUCCUACCUGGCAAAGACUUCUGAUCAUUUUGAAAAAUGAAGGUCUCAAGGAAAUAAAAUGUAAUCUUAAGAUUUGGUAAGGCUUCA
Molecule: messenger RNA, 4878 nt
Organism: Sus scrofa (pig)
Lineage: Eukaryota; Metazoa; Chordata; Mammalia; Artiodactyla; Suidae
Gene: MTRR
Product: 5-methyltetrahydrofolate-homocysteine methyltransferase reductase
Biological process (GO): homocysteine metabolic process
Cellular component (GO): cytosol
Molecular function (GO): flavin adenine dinucleotide binding; FMN binding; [methionine synthase] reductase (NADPH) activity
Source: RefSeq, a predicted model, not a curated record